Molecule: messenger RNA, 2122 nt
Organism: Physella acuta
Lineage: Eukaryota; Metazoa; Mollusca; Gastropoda; Physidae
Product: guanine nucleotide-binding protein subunit beta-like protein 1
Molecular function (GO): protein binding
Source: RefSeq, a predicted model, not a curated record
GUUUAUUAUUAUUGGUAAUUUGAUUUAUCUGUUAAUAUCAAGGUAUCAAUAUGUUCUUAAUAGUCUAAAUAUCAGCACACACUAAAAUUAUUUAAAAAUAUAUUCCAUAUAGAUCUAUUGCCUGUUCUCCAGUCUAAAAUAAUAGUAACAUCAACAAGUGCCCUUGUGGCGGGUGACGUCAUAAACCGUACACUACAUAGGCCUAAAAUAAACGCUCUAGACCUACUCAAUAUUACAUUAUAUCUGUAUAUAUUUAUCAAGCUAUCCAGAUAACCUCAUGUUAUAAAAAAUGAAUGCCAAAAAUGGAGAAAGAAGACCGCCACCAGAUCCUACCAUUGAGUUGAUAGCUAAAAGUCCUGUCACAAGUCUUACUUUUGGAUCAGGUGAUACGCCAGCUAUUAUAUCUGGUCACCAAAAUGGUCAGGUGAUUAAGUGGGACAACAUUAUUCUCCGACCAGAAAAGGUUUUGAUGGCUCAUAAUGAAUCUGUCAUUUGGUUAACACAAAUAGGGGAGGUAAUCAUAAGCCAGGGUAGAGAUGGAGAAGUCAAAUUUUGGUCAUGUUUAGAAACAGAGUGGAGAACUGCAGGAGUAAUACCCUGUGCACCAUAUACUUUUUGCAACAGUUCAAUUUGUUUAUCAAACAAUCAGUACUUUUUAUCUGUGCCAAGUGAUGCCUGUGCUGAAAUCAAAGUACACAAACUCACAAAUCUCUCAGAUGCUCAUGAGUUUGAAUCACUCUCAUCUCCACACUCCUUUCAACCGAAGGAUUCUAAAAGAUUUGGGAUGUGCAUGAGGACAAGCAGUCUUGUUUCAAGUUGCCUGACACCAGUUUUGUUUGUGGGUUAUGAAAGUGGUGUUUUGGGUUUAUGGAACCUCAAAACUACUGAGCUGUUGAGUGAAGUGAAAGCACAUGAAGAUAGCAUUAUGGGUAUGGACAGUUGGGCCCAUGAGAAAUAUAUCAAGUGUGUCACUGGAUCUGUGGAAAAUCAAAUAAAAUCCUGGUGGAUUAAAGAGUUUAAGUUUGAGGAAGAUAAAAAAGUGACAUUUCCAAAUGCAGGAAUUAAUGCCUUAGCUAUUAGAAGAGAUGGUAAAAUUGUGGCCACUGGUGGGUGGGACCACAUGUGUCGUGUGUUCAGCCUCAAGAAACUUAACCCUUUAGCAGUGCUGAGUUACCAUAAAGAUUCAGUACAAUGUGUAUGUUUUGCUCUAGACCACACUCUUGCCACAGGAUCCAAAGAAGGCCACAUAGCUUUGUGGAAUAUCUACAAAUAGAUAUUUUGUAAUUUUAUACAAGUCUGUUUGUUUUAUACUUUUAAUUUUAAUUAAUGUUUAAAUUGUAUCUGAUUCAGUUGUCACAGAUUACUUCAAGUUCAUGUAGUUAAAAUGAAUAACAGAUAAUUUGAUAAUUGUGUAUAAUUAGCUUUCCAGAAACUUAACUGUACACCCAUUGAUGUCUGCAGCUAUCAGAGCAAAUAUCUUGUACAUGAUCACAACAGAACUUACUGACUAUAAAAGCAUACCUACAAAAAGCAUAAGUACAAUAAGACAAUCUUUAUUAAAAAUGAAAGAAAAAUAUAAUAUUUUACAAAAUAUACAAGCAGAUUAUUUCUUCUUCUUUAAACCUUGAUUAGCCCUAAGGAUGUCUCCAGGGCUAGGAUAGGGCCUCUGCUGGAACAAUGGCCCAGAUGCUGUUGUAUCAACACCAGUUUUAGCUUUACCACGUUGGUCCAGUCCUUCACUCCAGCCUCCCCUAAUACACAAAACAUGUUGCAUUAAAUGUUUUUAAAUUUUUAUAUAUAGACUUAUUAACAUCAAAACAUAAAAUAGCUAUGUUUAAAGAUUUCUUAAAUAGAAAAUUAUUAAAAGUAAUUUAUACCUUGGUAUGUCAGAAUAUGCAGCUGGAUCCAUAGGAUCAAGGUCAUCCUUUUUACCUUGGCCUAUUUUAAGAAACAAUGUUUAUUUUAUUCAAGUGAGGAAAAUGUGGUGACAAAAUAUAUAUUCACUGCUAAGAACUUUAUAAAAUUAUAUGCCAGUGUAUGUGAAUAUAAUAUUUAUGUCUUAAUAGUACAUGCUGACUAAUAAUCCAUAUGGUGUAUGAUUGAUUAAAUAAUACAAGCAAUU